Molecule: messenger RNA, 616 nt
Organism: Populus euphratica (Euphrates poplar)
Lineage: Eukaryota; Viridiplantae; Streptophyta; Magnoliopsida; Malpighiales; Salicaceae
Product: chlorophyll a-b binding protein 151, chloroplastic-like
Exons: 2
Coding region: 1-414 (137 amino acids)
Biological process (GO): photosynthesis, light harvesting
Cellular component (GO): membrane
Source: RefSeq, a predicted model, not a curated record
AUGGCAUUUUCUCAUUUGUUACCUACGAAACCAGAGGGUGGCCUUGAUUACCUUGGCAACCCCAACCUCAUUCAUGCUCAGAGCAUCCUCGCCAUCUGGGCUUCCCAGGUUGUGCUUAUGGGAUUCGUAGAAGGGUACAGAGUGGGUGGAGGGCCACUUGGCGAAGGACUUGACCCCAUUUAUCCUGGCGGUGCCUUUGACCCACUUGGCCUCGCUGAUGAUCCUGAUGCAUUUGCAGAGUUGAAGGUGAAGGAACUCAAGAACGGCCGCCUCGCAAUGUUCUCUAUGUUUGGAUUCUUCGUUCAGGCCAUUGUCACUGGAAAGGGACCUAUCGAGAAUCUUUUGGAUCACCUUGCCGAUCCAGUGGCCAACAAUGCUUGGGCAUAUGCCACUAACUUCGUUCCUGGAAAAUGAAGAAACUCAGAUGGUUGCCUUGUAGCUUGUGACAUUACUAAUUAGUCCUUGUGCUUUUGUUGAAAACUUCUGGUUCUGGACUCCACCGGUACUUGUGAUUUCAGCAGUGGAUAUUUUACAUGUAUCGGCAAAGUACUGUAUCCCCUUUUCACCAUGAACAUGAGACUCUUUUGUGCUUGAAUCUACUUUUUUUAGUUGGAUU